Osmia bicornis bicornis is the source of this 762-nucleotide messenger RNA. RefSeq lists its product as uncharacterized. NCBI's taxonomy places the organism in Eukaryota, Metazoa, Arthropoda, Insecta, Hymenoptera, Megachilidae. The record is from RefSeq and is a predicted model, not a curated record. The coding region runs from base 13 to 762 and encodes 249 amino acids. The transcript has 2 exons.
UCCGCUAGAAUCAUGAAACUGUACGUGUUGUGCGCCAUAUUAGCCCUGGCGGCCGCCCAGCCGGCGAAGAACGACCUUUGGAAGGGUAGCAGCAUGGACCAAAUGGUGGACCAGACGAAAAUCGAGUGUUCCCAGAAGAACGACGAAGUGUCCUGCAUGAAGUUCAAGGUUCUGAAUCUCCUCGACCAGAUCUUCCGCAAAGACAGCUUCAAGGUCUCCGAAACGGUGGAAGUAACUCGCAACUCGUACCCUGUCGAAGAGGUGACCGGUCGUAGCGAAACUUCCUUACUGGACAACGUUCAGACCUAUCUGUCCUCUCACGACGUGACCUUCAAGCUGCCGAUGGACUCCACCGUGAAGGUGAGCGCCAGGAACAUCGACGACGAUCAGCUCACCUUCGACGUGAAGUUCGGCCAGGGUCGUGCCGUCGAAGAGGCUCGCAAAUCGAAGCUGAAGAAGGUCGUCAUCCCGAUCCUGGUGUUCGUCCUCCUCAAGGCUAUGACUCUGAUCCCCUUAGCCAUCGGUGUCCUCGGUUUGAAAGCCUGGAACGCUCUGCAACUGUCGUUCUUCAGCUUCAUCGUCGCCGUCGGAAUGGCGAUCUUCCAGUUGUGCAAGAAAAUAGCUGCCGACGGACACGGCGCCCCUCUUGCCGCCCAUGGACCAUGGGAGUAUCAGGCUCAGUACAGGUCCUUCCAGGACGAGGCUCAACCAUCUCAAUAUUCCGCUCAUGAACUCGCGUAUGCCGGACACGCGCAGUCGUAA